AUGCCGUUGCAGCCUCCCGACCUGGCCGAGUCCGAGCCUGCGCCCGGCGACUCAACUCACACAAUCAGGCUCGCUCCAGACCUGUCCCUCGCCAUACAGCACGACGCCCUCCUCAUCCAAGAUGGCAGGCCGCGUGCUGCCAAGAAAAGCAGGACGUGCGGUUUUGGCUCGUCAGGUGCCUCACAGCCUCCUCCUCCACAGCGCAUUCCCCUCUACAACAUCCUCUGGGCCGAGCUCGACGAUGACCGCCGCACCCUGACCAUCGACUACGCCCGUGAGGCCUCCAAGACACUCCGCCGGGCUGCCAAGCUGUCAUUCUCCUUGAGCCCCGAGGCUGCGUCGCCCGACCAAGUCUCCGAAUGGGUACAGCACCUCGUGGCCCGCUCUUACGGGCCGGCCCCCCGCCGGAGACGCGCCUACGUUCUGGUUAACCCGCAUGCCGGGCCGGGCGGCGCGGUCAAGAUAUGGGAGAGCCAGGUCAAGCCUAUAUUUGAGGCGGCGCGCAUGUCCCUGACGGUUCAUGAGACCACCUUCUCCGGCGAGGCUGUCGGCCUGGUCGAGAAUAUGGACAUUGACCAGUUCGACAUUGCUGUGCCCUGCAGCGGCGACGGCCUUCCCCACGAGGUCUUCAACGGCCUGGGCAGGCGCCCCGACGCCAGGCGAGCCCUGCAGAAGAUAGCCGUCGCCCACAUCCCCUGCGGCAGCGGUAAUGCGCUCGCCUGCAACGUGUUCGGUACCCACAGGCCCUCCCUGGCCGCCCUAGCCAUCGUCAAAGGUGUCGCCACCCCGCUCGACCUGAUCAGCAUCACCCAGGGCGACAGGCGCAUCCUGUCGUUCCUCAGCCAGGCGCUGGGCAUCAUGGCCGAGGCCGACCUUGGCACAGAGCACCUGCGCUGGAUGGGCGAGCACCGCUUCACCUACGGCGUCAUCAUGCGGAUUCUAAAGAAGAAGGUCUACCCAUGCGACCUGUGGGCCAAGGUGGACAUCGACCACAAGGACGGCGUCAGAGACCACUACAGGCGGGAAAGGGAGAACACCUCGGUCCUGGAGCUCGACAAGAUGACCCCCUCGCUCGGCCCCGGGACACAGGCCAGCAAUGGCCAGAGCUCUGUUGCUGAUUCGGAUGAGGCGACGCGGAACGACGACGCCACCGGGCUGCCGCCCUUGAGAUACGGCACAGUCAAUGAUAAACUGCCCGAGGGGUGGGAGAAGGUUGGAGCGGACAAGGUGGGGAACUUCUACUGUGGAAACAUCGCCUACAUGGCUCCCGAUGUCAUCUUCUUCAACGCCGCCUGGCUCAAUGACGGGCUGAUGGACCUCGUCACCGUCGACGGCGACGUGCCUACACCCAAGGCUCCGGGCCUUCUCCUAUCCGUCAGUAACAACUCCUUCUUUGAUAAUCCUCUCGUCACGUACCGCAAGGUCUCGGCAUUCCGCAUCAUCCCAAAGGACCAAAAAGAUGGGUACAUUAGCAUCGAUGGCGAGAAGGUCCCAUUCGAGCCGUUCCAGGCAGAGGUACACCAGGGUCUGGGCAUGGUGAUCACCAAGCGCGGCGUCAUGGAACACGUCGGCCCUAGGGAUUGGGACCGGGUUACGACAAGCCAGAGGUUGAUGGCUUAG
Messenger RNA from Diaporthe citri, 1620 nucleotides. RefSeq lists its product as uncharacterized. The record is from RefSeq and is a predicted model, not a curated record. Lineage: Eukaryota; Fungi; Ascomycota; Sordariomycetes; Diaporthales; Diaporthaceae. Gene Ontology annotation, biological process: sphingosine biosynthetic process. The coding region runs from base 1 to 1620 and encodes 539 amino acids. The transcript is spliced from 4 exons. Gene Ontology annotation, cellular component: cytoplasm; intracellular membrane-bounded organelle; membrane.